This is a messenger RNA of Rhizophagus irregularis DAOM 181602=DAOM 197198, 897 nucleotides long. RefSeq lists its product as uncharacterized. Gene Ontology annotation, cellular component: cytoplasm. The record is from RefSeq and is a predicted model, not a curated record. Gene Ontology annotation, molecular function: glutathione transferase activity; glutathione binding. Gene Ontology annotation, biological process: glutathione metabolic process. Lineage: Eukaryota; Fungi; Glomeromycota; Glomeromycetes; Glomerales; Glomeraceae.
CAGUUUAAAGCUCAAUUAAUAAAUACAUAUAUCUUUAAAAACACAUUUUUAUUAAAAGCUUUUAAUUCUUUUUAUUUUUUUUUUCUCGUAAAAAUGGCUAUUCAACUCAUCGGAUACCCUAUAUCUACUUGCACUCUCAGAGUGGUGGCUACUCUUAAAGAAUUGGGAGUAUCUUAUGAAAUCACUCCACCUUCUGAUUUCAGCGAACUCAAAACUCCAGAAUAUUUGGCUACCAAACAUCCUUUCGGAAAAAUUCCUGUUCUCAUUGAUGACGGAUUUAAAAUUUACGAAUCUCGUGCAAUUAUUCGUUACUUGGUAAACAAAUAUCAAGGAAAAAACAAUUCCACGGUUCUUAUCCCUUCUGAUGUACAAAAAGCUGGAUUGGUAGAACAAUUCAUUUCAGUUGAAAUCUCUUACUAUGAUGAGGCUGUACAUAAAUUGGUUGCCCAAGAAGUAUUCACGAAAUUUCAUGGCAAAACUCCUGAUCCUGAAAUUGUUAAGGAAGCUAGAGUAGAAAUUGGAAAAGUUUUAGAUGUUUAUGAAAAAUUAUUGGAGGGUAAAGAUUAUUUAACCGGAGAAUUUAGUUUAGCUGAUAUUUCGCAUUAUCCUUAUACUUAUUAUUCCUUUUCCUCUGGUCAUGGUGAUUUAUGGGAAAAACGACCUAAUGUUGCUAGAUGGUGGAAGAAUAUUAGCGAACGUGAAAUUUGGAAAGGUAUUGUAGCUGAACUUAAUCAAAAAUAAGAUAUUAUUAUUUGUACGACUAUUAUUUUUUAAGUUAUGUUUAUUAAUGUUAUUUUUACAAUAAGAUAAAUAAAUAAGUGUGUAUCAACUUUGAUUUAUAUUAAUAAACCUAAAUAUUGCAUAAAAUGUUGUUGAUAUUUGUUGUUUGUACAAUUU